UUUAACAUAAUUUUUAUCUUGAUGAUGCUUAAUGUUCAUUUGAACCUUAAAUAUGAAGGUUCUAGCAUGUACAGCUGUUAUUCUUGCUUCUGCUCUUCUAGGUUGUAAUGCAAAGAGGGAUAAAAUAGUAGGAGGAGAGGAGGCCAUUCCUCAUGAAUUUCCCUGGCAGGUCAGUCUGAGACGUGCAUCUGAUAACUUUCAUUUCUGCGGAGGUUCAGUUCUCAAUGAGUACACUGUUGUAUCUGCUGCUCAUUGUACUGUGAUCUGGGAUAGUGCAGAUGAGGUUGUUGUUGUAGCUGGAGAGCAUAAUAAGGUUGAAUUCGAAGGAACUGAGCAGACUGUAGAUGUGGCAGAAUUGAUUGUUCAUGAAUCCUACGGAUCACCUAAGGGUUUCGAGAAUGACAUUGCGCUCUGGAUAUUGGCAUCUCCACUGAACUUUACUGAUGCAGUUGGUCCAGUUGCACUACCUACAUCUCUACAACAAUCUGAGGGAUUCUGUACUGUAACUGGUUGGGGUACUCUAUCUGCAGGAGGAUCUACUCCAGAUGUUCUCAUGAAGGUUGAUGUGCCAGUGGUUGGAGAUGGAACCUGUAGCCUGGAAUAUCCUCUAUCUAUUGCUGAGAGUAUGCUGUGUGCUGGAGAGAGAGGAAAGGACAGCUGUCAGGGAGACUCUGGUGGUCCACUGAUCUGUUAUAAUGCUGAUGGAUCAGGAUACCUGGGGGGUAUAGUUAGCUGGGGGAGAGGUUGUGGAGGAAUAUACAGUCCCGGAGUAUACACUGAGGUCAGCUACUUCAUUGACUGGAUUCAAGAAAAUAAUUAGAAAAAUUAUUCAGAAAAUAAUAUUUUAUGAUAUUUUGAAACUUUUAAUAAAUGUUUGCAAUUGU
This is a messenger RNA of Eurytemora carolleeae, 884 nucleotides long. Its product is annotated as trypsin-1. NCBI's taxonomy places the organism in Eukaryota, Metazoa, Arthropoda, Copepoda, Calanoida, Temoridae. Gene Ontology annotation, biological process: proteolysis. The coding region runs from base 53 to 820 and encodes 255 amino acids. The transcript is spliced from 12 exons. Gene Ontology annotation, molecular function: serine-type endopeptidase activity. The record is from RefSeq and is a predicted model, not a curated record.